AUGACGCCGCCCUCAGACUCUUUGCGACAUCACCUACAUAAGCUCGCUGAAGCUCGAGCAAAUCGCAAUGCUUCUUCUAUAUCUACCUCUACGCCUGCCUCUACCUCCACCCCAGGCUCAGCUCCCCCUCCAUACACAUUAUCUGUCACGAGACCCAGUGGCACGACUAUCAUGAGUAUCGACCAGCAAGACGUGGAUGAUCCGUGGGCCUCCCCGAUCAAUAUUUACAUCGACAACUCGAUCACCGUGACUGGUGAUGAAAACACCAUCACGGUCUCGUCUUCUGGAUCUGACUCUCCCACUGAUCCAACCCCUCAGGCAGGCCAGACAUCCCCUCGCCUGGCCUCCGUCGCGUCUGUUAUCAUCGCUUCACUGAGCCGUGCAAAUGCCCUCAACGAUGAUAUGGGCUAUCCUCGGCCCAUCAACAUUCGCGCUCUCGCAGGCAUUCGGGUGAAUGGCAGAAACAACAACAUUUGCGUCGGGGGUGAGGCCCAAAAGUUUCGGAGUGAGACUGCUGAUGCUGCAACUGGAGCAAGCAAUGGACGCAAGCGCCGCGCCAGUUCGGUUCGUAUUCUACUUCGUAAAAAGAUAUUCAAGAAGCUCGAUUACUGA
Molecule: messenger RNA, 612 nt
Organism: Penicillium vulpinum
Lineage: Eukaryota; Fungi; Ascomycota; Eurotiomycetes; Eurotiales; Aspergillaceae
Exons: 1
Coding region: 1-612 (203 amino acids)
Source: RefSeq, a predicted model, not a curated record